Messenger RNA from Pimephales promelas (fathead minnow), 861 nucleotides. RefSeq names its product chemokine XC receptor 1-like. Gene Ontology annotation, biological process: phospholipase C-activating G protein-coupled receptor signaling pathway; positive regulation of Rho protein signal transduction. NCBI's taxonomy places the organism in Eukaryota, Metazoa, Chordata, Actinopteri, Cypriniformes, Leuciscidae. Gene Ontology annotation, cellular component: plasma membrane. Gene Ontology annotation, molecular function: G protein-coupled receptor activity. The record is from RefSeq and is a predicted model, not a curated record.
AUGAAGCCGGAGAAGACAAACACAGAGGAGAUUAACAACUAUACAAUGAACUUCACCACACCUGAAAUAUCUACAAACACCACAACUCGUUCCACUGGGUUUGUGGAAAUUCUGGAAUUCUGUAUUUACAGCUCCAGUUUCGGGUUUGGUCUUCCUACACACUCAUAUGUGAUAUGGCUCAUCAUCACAGGAGCUGGAAGUGGAGUUGCAUCAGAGUUCUUCAUCCUCAAUCUCUCUAUUUCUGAGAUUGGUUUCUGUGUGAAUUGUUUGACAUUUGUACUGUCAGUGUGGUUUUCAUUUAUUAUGAAGUUUAAACUAUUUUUAGCAGGACUAAUCACUACUGGUCGUCCUCUGUUUCAGUGUCUGAUGUGUGUUGAGUGUUACCUGGCAGUGGUUCAUCCUGUAGCCUUUCUGAAGUACAAACCUCUCAGAUAUAGAGUGAUCUGCUGUACUGUGGCCUGGAUAAUUAUUCUUGGCUCCUGUUUGCGCUGCAUGUUUAGAAGUACAGACCCACACAACACUGUACAUAUGUGGUUCUUGUCAGUGCAGUACCUCCUCUUCUUCUUCAUCCAGUUAUUUUGUCUUGUGGCUGUUCUCAGAGCUCUGAAGCAGUCAGGACCAGGAGAGAGAGGGAGAGAGAGACAGGAGGAAAACCACAUGAAGAGAAGAGCGUUUCAUCUCAUUCUAAUAACUACUGUGACCAUUACUAUAACAUAUGUCCCUAAUAGUAUUGCAGGGUUUUUUACCAUUGCCAGAAAAAAGCUUAAUAAUGCAUAUUGGCUCCCUGGUUUAGUUUGUUAUGUGCUGUCUGGUUUUGUUCAGCCUGUUCUUUAUCUUCACCGCACUGGAAAACUCUUUUAA